CUGUUUCGAGGUGGGAGCAAGAGAUUGUACUUCUAGGUAACUUUAACUUAGUUUGUUUUUAAACUUCAACACUUUGCCUGAUCCACUUACUACAGGUGACUACCUGGUCCAUUUUUCAUUUUUUUUAUCUUUAAUUUUGAUACUUUACCGGUCAAUAAUCUCAGUGCAUUUCUCUUUCUGCAACUUCCUGACACUCCGCUCACAACUUGUGUAACACUGUAACAGUUAAUUUAUAUAUAUAUAUAUAGAUAAUUUAUAUUAAAGGCCGACAAGAUGGAGGAAGAGAUGGAGCUGAGUCCAAUACAAAAGUUCUACAGUGGGAAAACAAUUUUCGUGACAGGCGCCUCGGGGUUCAUGGGCAAGGUACUGUUGGAAAAAUUACUGUACCGAUGUAGCGACUUGACCCGGAUUUAUAUUCUGCUGAGAGCCAAGCGAGGACGAUCACCGGAAAUGAGACUUGAUGAUAUGUUAAAGUUGCCGGUAUUUGAAAGAAUCCGGACGAAUAAACCUCACGUGCUAAGCAAAAUAAAAGUACUACCUGGUGACAUUGUUGAAAAAAACUUCGGAUUGAAUGAAUCCCAGCAAAAUCUUCUAAUUAACGAAGUUGAUAUAAUCUUCCACUUUGCGGCAACAUUGAAAUUAGAAGCAAAGCUAAAAGACGCAAUUGAAAUGAACGCGAUCGGUACAGCUGCGGUUUUGGAACUCGCUAAAAAGAUUAAAAAAUUAAAGGCCUUUGUUCAUCUGAGCACCGCUUUUUGUCAUGUUGAUCAAGAAGAACUGGGCGAGUGUGUUUAUGAUUCUCCGGAAAAUCCAAAUGAGGUUAUGCGGAUGACUCAAUGGCUGAAGCCUGAAGCUCUGGAACUUUUAACUCCCAAAUUAUUGGAACCACAUCCUAAUACUUACACGUACUCAAAACGGCUGGCCGAAACCCUUGUAGCGAACGAAUAUCCCAAUUUGCCUUGUGUCAUAGCUCGGCCCUCUAUCGUGACUCCGUCGUGGGAAGAACCGGUUCCAGGAUGGGUAGACAGUUUAAACGGCCCGGUAGGUAUAAUUGUGGGCGCUGGAAAAGGAGUUAUUCGUUCGGUUCAUUGCAAUGGACACUACCAUGCCCAAUUAAUUCCUGUAGAUUUGGCGAUCAACGCUUUAAUCGCUAUCGGUCAUACAAUUGGUGCCACUGAACAAAGACCAAAAAAUAUUCCAGUUUACAAUAUUACCCAGAGCGGAGUCCGGCCAAUAAGUUGGGCUGAUGUUGUUCAAAAAGGAAAAACAAUUGCCUACAAUUAUCCGUUUGAAGCCGGAAUUUGGUAUCCUGAUGGCGAUAUUAGGAGCAGCAAGUUUAUCCAUAACCUUUUUGUUUUAUUUUUUCAUAUUUUGCCGGCAUAUUUAAUCGAUUUCUUAUUGUUAAUUUUCCGGCAGAAACGUUUCAUGGUACACAUUCAAAAGCGUAUAAGUGAUGGAUUAGAAGUCCUUCAGUACUUUACCACUCGCGAGUGGUCCUUCCGAAACGAGCAGUUGAUAAAACUAUGGCAAGAAAUGCAUCCAUUGGAUAAAAAAUUGUUCUCCAUAGAUUUCUUCGCCGUGGAAGAAGCUGAGUACAUAAAAAACAUUAUUUUGGGCGCGAGGGUCUACUGCAUGAAAGAAAAACUAGAAACUUUACCUCGCGCUCGCUUCCAUCUUAAAAUACAGUACGUGGUGCAUCUAUUAGCAGUAUACGGAUUUUAUUUUGGUGUGGCUUGGCUAAUUGUAAAGAAUUUUGAGUCGGCUCGUCUUUGCCUCGAUUUUGUAACCGAAAAAAUGAAGUUAUUGCCAAUAAUUGGCCGGUUUGUUGAAAAGAUAGCUCCGGUUCUUAACAAGUAAAUUAGCGGUGUAAUUUACAUUUAAAUAAAACACAGAGUUUUAUUCAUAAAAUAAAAUAAUUUUUUAUGUAUUGGGAACACAGAGAUAUUAUCUUGAAUAUUAAUUUUAUCAGAAACCAAGAAACCGACAUAAGCUUUAAAGUAACAGUUAUUUCGAAAUAAGUU
Messenger RNA from Cotesia glomerata, 2021 nucleotides. Its product is annotated as putative fatty acyl-CoA reductase CG5065. Gene Ontology annotation, molecular function: alcohol-forming very long-chain fatty acyl-CoA reductase (NADP+) activity. Gene Ontology annotation, cellular component: peroxisome. The transcript is spliced from 9 exons. Gene Ontology annotation, biological process: long-chain fatty-acyl-CoA metabolic process. The record is from RefSeq and is a predicted model, not a curated record. Lineage: Eukaryota; Metazoa; Arthropoda; Insecta; Hymenoptera; Braconidae. Bases 274 to 1857 code for a protein of 527 amino acids.